Messenger RNA from Colletotrichum fioriniae, 1515 nucleotides. The record is from RefSeq and is a predicted model, not a curated record. Lineage: Eukaryota; Fungi; Ascomycota; Sordariomycetes; Glomerellales; Glomerellaceae.
AUGGCCAAUCGACGACAACGGCGUGUCAUAAUCAUCGCUGUAAUCCUCUUCGGUCUCUUUACUUUCCAUAGCCUUCGUUCUAGUAGCGAACCGCCUCCCGUCGUCCGCGAACAUGUCAACAUCCGCCUCGUAAAGAGCAGCUUCGACUGGGCCAACCAUCGUCACAAGUACCCCGUAUCUCCGUCAAGAAUGCACCAUCUGCCUACACAACGGCCAAAGACACUCCCGCGAGUCCAAUUCAACUUUGGCGCGAAGCGAAUGCGCAAGAACGACGCGAAAUCUGAGUCGCGACGAAAGGCGGUCCGUGAAGUCUUUGUCAAGAGCUGGAAUAGUUACAAGGAGUACGCGUGGGGCUUUGACGAGUUGACGCCGGUUACGGCCAAGGGGAAAGACACCUUUGGAGGUUAUGCGGCAACUCUGGUCGAUGCGCUCGACUCCUUGUGGAUAAUGGACUUGCGCGAUGACUUUGACGCCGCCUUGUCCGUCAUUGGAGCCAUGGAUUGGGAUGAUACAAAGGAGACGGCUGUUAAUGUCUUUGAGACUACUAUUCGUCACCUCGGAGGACUAUUGAGCGCGUACGACCUUAGCGGGGAACCCGUACUGUUGCUCAAGGCCAUUGAGCUCGGCGACAUGCUGUAUGCGGCCUUUGAUACACCGAACAGGAUGCCUCCUUUCUGGUUGGAUUUUCAGCUUGCUAAAGAGGGAAAGCUCGUGGCUGGCACAUCAGAUCCUUCAGCAUCGCCAUUUCACAAGACUGUCGCAAGUAUGUGGCCGGCGCUCAUCAACUUCCGGGAUGAGAGUGUUUUGCAACACAACGAGUUCACAUUGGGAGCACUUGCCGACUCUCUGUACGAGUAUUUGCCCAAGAUGCAUGCUCUGCUCGGAGGGACGGACCCGGCCUACGAGAAGAUGUAUCGCCAUGCGAUGCACGUAGUUGAGCAAUACCUCCUGUUCCGUCCAAUGCUCCCCGACAACGAGGAUAUCCUAUUCUCUGGGACAGCAUUUGCCGGGGGUGAUGUGCGGCGCAACCCCGAGAGCCAGCACUUGUCGUGCUUCGUAGGCGGGAUGUUUGGGCUAGGCGGCAAGCUUUUCGGUAUCAAAGAGCACAUGGGUCUCGCCGAAAGGCUGGCCCGCGGCUGCGGGUGGGCGUACAACUCAUUCCCAACGGGUCUGAUGCCAGAGAUCUUUGGCAUGGUUCCUUGCGAGACACUGGAUGGCUGCAAAUGGGACGAGGAGCGGUGGAAGCGCGAAGGCGCGUCAGGGUUCAAAAAGGGGUUCUCACACGCGCGGGACCCUCGUUACAUCCUGCGUCCAGAGGCUAUUGAAAGUAUCUUCCUGAUGUAUAGGAUGACUGGAAACCCGGAGUACCAGGAAAUAGCAUGGACAAUGUUUCAGUCUAUUGUGAAUGCCACGGAGACUCAUAUUGCGAACUCAGCCAUUGAGGACGUCACCGUGAGGGGAGAAACGAAAAAGCUUGAUUCAAUGGAACAUCUGCCCAGAGCCAAAGAAAAGUAA